AUGUCGCAGAUACAGGAGGAGCAGAGAGGAGGCGGCCCUCCCCUAACGUCAACAACUCAUCUCAAUCCCCCCCAAGCCAGUACCGCCCAAGGGGAUGCCCAGCUCCAAGCCGAGCACCAGAGACAUCACCCACUCCGCCACCACCACUCCAUCCUCUCAGAGACCGAAGAAGAACUGACGGAGGAAGAGCUCAUCGAGUACGAGAAGGGCGUUCUGACCUGGGAAAAGGCCAAGAACUGGAGGUUUUGGCUGAGGAAAGAGUGGGCAUGGUAUUAUGUCGCUUUUGUGCUUAUUGUAGCGGUGGUGGCCUUGAUGGCAUUCUUCCAUCACUCGAUCAUCAACUGGUUGUCGCCUUUCGUAAAACGGCUACGCGAGCUGAAGGGCGGAUUUGCUAUUCCAGCAGCCAUCCUAUUUGUACUCUCUUUCCCUCCGUUGUUUGGUAACGAAAUUGUAAUCGUUCUGGUCGGGUUGGUAUGGGGUCUAGGCAAAGGAUUUGCUAUCGUCGUCGUCGGCCUAGGCUUAGGAGAGCUCUGUGUCUUUCUAAUGUUCAAGCACUGGUGCCAUACUCGAGCUGAGCGCAUGACUCGCAAGUCACUAAACUAUGCGUGCUUGGCGCAAGCUAUCCAGGAUGGAGGAUUGUUGAUGGCAUGGAUCGUUCGGCUGAGUGUCAUUCCCACGCAAGCUGUCUUUGCGGUGUGCGGUCUGCCGACUUGGGCUUUCAUCCUAGCACUGAUCGGUGCCCUGCCGAAGCAGCUCAUCAGCGUUUACGUCGGAGGCAUGUCUCCUCCCCCUGCCAAUUAG
Molecule: messenger RNA, 801 nt
Organism: Cryptococcus wingfieldii CBS 7118
Lineage: Eukaryota; Fungi; Basidiomycota; Tremellomycetes; Tremellales; Cryptococcaceae
Exons: 5
Coding region: 1-801 (266 amino acids)
Source: RefSeq, a predicted model, not a curated record